This is a messenger RNA of Hyaloscypha bicolor E, 1554 nucleotides long. RefSeq names its product cytochrome P450. The transcript is spliced from 4 exons. NCBI's taxonomy places the organism in Eukaryota, Fungi, Ascomycota, Leotiomycetes, Helotiales, Hyaloscyphaceae. Bases 1 to 1554 code for a protein of 517 amino acids. Gene Ontology annotation, molecular function: monooxygenase activity; oxidoreductase activity, acting on paired donors, with incorporation or reduction of molecular oxygen; iron ion binding. The record is from RefSeq and is a predicted model, not a curated record.
AUGUGCUCGUGGACAGACAAGCAACAGCACGUCCCCAGGCCGUUGUCCUCUGUGUCACCUUAUGCAGUGCUAAUUUUGGGACUCGUUAUCGUUGCCCUUUUUUUUCGUGGGAAAAAGUCCAAGCUACGAGUCUACAACCCAAAAAAGUGGUGGGAGCUCACAAACAUGAGGUCCAGGCGGGAGUUUGAUACUCAUGGCCCAAACUGGAUCGAAGCUUGGUUCUCACAGAACGAUGAACCUAUCCGCUUCGUUGUCGACUCAGGAUACUGUUCCAUUCUUCCAUCUUCUAUGGCUGACGAGUUCCGGAAAAUGAAAGAACUGUGCAUGUACAAGUUUUUGGCAACCGACUUUCACUCUCAUCUACCCGGUUUUGAUGGGUUUAAAGAGGUUACCCGGGAUGCACAUCUUGCCACCAAGGUUGUUUUGGGCCAAUUCCAAACACAAGCCAAUAAAUACACAGUACCACUGUCAGCCAAAGCCAAAACUGCCGUCUCAGAUGUGAUGGGUGACAACACAGAAUGGCACUCGGCACAUUUCUAUAACCAGGGAUUGGACUUGAUCGUACGCACAGUCGAAUUUAUCAUGGUGGGGGAGGAGCUGAGCAGCAAUCCAGAGUGGUUAGACAUUUCAAAGAACCAUGCCUUGACGAUGGCUGUUCACGCUCGCCAGCUUCGUUUAUGGUCCAAAGCGCUGCGACCUGUCGUCCAUUACCUCAGCCCCCUAGGCAAGAAGCUUCGCGGUCAAGUGGAGAAAACACGUAGCCUCCUCGAGCCUGUUAUACAGAAACGACGCACCGAGAGAGCAGCAUGUUUGGAAAAGGGUGUGGACCCCCCGAUUUAUGUUGAUUCGAUACAGUGGUUCGAAGAAGCGGCCAAUGGCGAUUGGUACGACGCCGCCGGCGCUCAACUCGCCAUGCACUUUGCCGGUAUCUAUGCUACGUCAGAUCUUCUCAUUGGCUCUCUUGUAGAUAUUUUCAGACACACGGAUCUAAUUGAGCCCUUGCGCCAGGAGAUUCGCGCCUGCAUCGCAAAAGGGGGCUGGACACCCGCCUCUUUGUACAAGAUGAAGCUCCUCGACAGCUGUAUGAAGGAGACGCAGCGCAUCAAGCCAGUCGAGUGCGCCACCAUGCGCAGCUACGCUCUUCGGGACGUUACUUUCUCCAACGGCACUUUCAUCCCUGAAGGCGAGCUUGUGGCUGUGGCAGCAGAUCGUAUGAAUAACCCCAAGGUUUGGGAAGAGCCGGAAAAGUACGACCCCUACAGGUUUAUGCGAAUGCGCGAAGACCCAGAAAAAGCCGCAAGCGCCCAGUUAGAGAAUACUAGCGUUGACCACGUUGGGUUUGGUUGGAACCCGCGGGCCUGCCCCGGCCGUUUCUUUGCUGCGAAAGAGGUCAAAAUCUUGCUAGCUCAUCUGUUGAUUCAGUAUGACUUCAAGCCUGUGCCUGGGGACGAUCUUGAGCUUUUCCGCCACUCCUUCAGUGUCCGAAUCCACCCUACUACAAGGCUCAUGGUGCGACGGCGUGAUGAGGAACUCCAUGUCCCUGGUGAUUUGUAG